GCGCCAAUCCACCCGGCCUCUCUGACGUCAGAGCGACGCGAAGGACCCGUAUAUAGGGAGUAGUGACGCCUGACGUCAGUCGCCUCAGUGCGGUACAUGUAAUGGGAAAAUGGCCUCGCAAGAUAAGGACGAUGAACAGUUAGCGCGAUCCGACAGUUUCCGAUUGGCUGUAACACCAAGCAUUCCCGACGAUGGCAAGACUCCGGACGGCAAGCCUAAAGUACUGAAGAAGGCCAUGGGGGCAAAAGGGGCCGGCGGCAAGAAGGGCAAGCCCGACCUCGACGAACUAAAACAAGAGGUGGACAUGGAUGAGCACAAGAUUCCAGUCGAGGAAUUAUAUGCCAGAUUGGGCACUAAUCCAGAAACUGGCCUCACUGCCAUGCAAGCACGUGAGAUCUACGAGAGGGACGGCCCCAAUUCAUUAACACCUCCCAAGAAAGUUCCUGAGUGGGUGAAAUUCUGUAAGCAGCUUUUCGGAGGGUUUGCCCUUCUGCUCUGGAUAGGAGCUGUUUUAUGUUUUAUUGCAUAUUCUAUUCAAGUAGGAACCUCAGAAGGAAGUGUUGAAGAUAAUUUAUAUUUAGGUAUUGUGUUAGCUACUGUUGUUAUAGUUACUGGAUGUUUCUCAUACUAUCAAGAAGCUAGAAGUUCAAAAAUUAUGGAGUCUUUCAAAAAUAUGGUGCCUCAGUAUGCCACUAUCAUCAGAGAGGGUCAGAAACAUACACUGCCAGCUGAAGAUGUGGUUGUGGGAGAUUUAGUUGAAGUGAAGGGAGGUGAUCGAGUGCCUGCGGAUAUUCGAGUUAUCUCUGCUCAAGGUUUCAAAGUCGAUAAUUCUUCAUUGACCGGAGAAUCUGAACCACAGACUCGGUCUCCUGAAAUGACAAAUGAAAAUCCCUUGGAAACUAGGAACAUUGCCUUUUUCUCUACUAAUUGUGUAGAAGGAACUGGACGAGGCAUUGUUAUCAAUACGGGUGACCGCACUGUCAUGGGGCGCAUUGCAAAUCUUGCAUCUGGUUUGGAAAUGGGUGAUACACCAAUUGCAAGGGAAAUUGCCCAUUUUAUCCAUAUCAUCACUAGUGUGGCUGUUUUCUUAGGUGUUACAUUCUUCAUCAUCGCUUUCAUCUUGGGUUAUUACUGGUUGGAUGCUGUUAUCUUUUUAAUUGGAAUUAUUGUUGCCAAUGUACCUGAAGGUCUUCUGGCUACUGUGACGGUAUGCCUGACCUUAACUGCCAAACGAAUGGCUUCCAAGAACUGCCUUGUGAAAAAUUUGGAAGCAGUAGAAACAUUGGGGUCUACAUCUACAAUUUGUUCUGAUAAAACAGGGACCUUAACUCAGAAUAGAAUGACAGUUGCUCAUAUGUGGUUUGAUAACCAAAUCAUUGAAGCUGAUACCACUGAAGAUCAGUCAGGACUGCAAUAUGACAAAACAUCAUCAGGCUGGAAAGCUCUGUCUCGUGUUGCUCGUUUGUGUAGUAGAGCAGAGUUUAAACCUGGUCAAGAGAAUGUUCCUAUUCUGAAACGUGAGUGCAAUGGAGAUGCAUCAGAAUCUGCUAUAUUGAAGUGUAUGGAGUUGGCUACAUCUAAUGUUAUGCAAUAUAGAGAAAAUAACCCUAAAGUUUGUGAAAUACCAUUUAAUUCUACAAACAAAUAUCAUGUGACAAUCCAUGAAACUGAUGACUCAAACAAUCCUAGUUAUUUACUUUGCAUGAAAGGUGCACCCGAGAGAGUCUUGGAUCGCUGUUCUACUAUUUAUAUCAAUGGCAAGGAAAAAGUUUUAGAUGAUGAAAUGAAAGAGGCCUUCAAUAAUGCAUAUUUAGAGUUGGGUGGUUUAGGAGAGCGUGUCAUAGGAUUCUGUGAUUUCAUCCUGCCUCCUGAAAAAUUUCCACCUGGUUAUCCAUUUGAUGCUGAUGAGCAGAAUUUUCCCUUGGAUGGCUUACGAUUUUUAGGCUUAGUUUCCAUGAUUGAUCCCCCUCGAGCUGCUGUCCCUGAUGCUGUUGCCAAAUGUCGCAGCGCUGGAAUCAAAGUUAUUAUGGUUACUGGUGAUCAUCCAAUCACUGCCAAAGCUAUAGCUAAAGCUGUAGGAAUCAUUUCUGAGGGCAAUGAAACUGUUGAAGAUAUUGCUCAGAGGCUAAAUAUUCCAAUUGAUGAUGUGAAUCCUAACGAUGCUAAAGCAGCUGUUAUUCAUGGAUCUGAAUUGAGAGAUAUGACACAUGAUCAAAUUGAUGAUAUUUUACGUAACCAUACAGAAAUAGUAUUUGCCAGGACAUCUCCACAACAGAAGUUAAUCAUUGUUGAAGGUUGCCAGAGGCAAGGUGCUAUAGUAGCUGUGACUGGUGAUGGUGUGAAUGAUUCUCCUGCCUUGAAGAAAGCUGACAUCGGUGUUGCCAUGGGUAUUGCUGGAAGUGAUGUGAGUAAACAAGCAGCAGAUAUGAUUCUCUUAGAUGAUAACUUCGCCUCAAUUGUUACUGGAGUUGAAGAAGGUCGACUUAUCUUUGAUAAUUUGAAAAAAUCUAUAGCAUAUACAUUAACUAGUAACAUUCCAGAAAUAUCACCAUUUUUACUGUUUAUUUUGGCUGAUAUUCCUUUGCCGUUAGGAACUGUCACAAUCUUGUGUAUUGACUUGGGUACAGACAUGGUACCAGCCAUAUCUCUAGCAUAUGAACAUGCUGAAUCAGAUAUCAUGAAAAGAAGACCUCGUGACCCAAAACAUGAUAAAUUAGUAAAUGAGAGGUUGAUAUCCAUGUCCUAUGGUCAGAUUGGCAUGAUGCAAGCCGCUGCUGGAUUCUUUACCUAUUUUGUUAUAAUGAGUGAAAAUGGCUUCUGGCCGGACAGACUGUUAGGCCUGCGAAAAGAAUGGGACUCAGCUGCUGUGAAUGAUUUGACUGAUUCUUAUAAUCAAGAAUGGACAUUCAAGGAUAGAAAGAUUUUGGAAUAUACUUGUCACACAGCUUUCUUCGUUUCAAUUGUGAUAGUGCAGUGGGCAGACAUAAUAAUCUGUAAAACUAGAAGAAAUUCAAUUCUUCAUCAAGGAAUGAGAAAUCAUGUCUUGAACUUUGGGUUAGUAUUUGAAACAGCUCUUGCUGCUUUCCUGGCCUACACUCCAGGAAUGGACAAAGGUCUUAGAAUGUAUCCACUCAAGUUUAAUUGGUGGCUACCAGCUUUACCUUUUUCACUUUUAAUAUUUGUUUACGACGAAGUUCGUCGGUACAUCCUGCGUAGGAAUCCAGGUGGCUGGGUGGAAAGAGAAACGUAUUAUUGACCUGCUUAUUGCUGUGUUAAGGACAUUUUCACAGAUUUCUCGUUUCAAUUUUGUGUUCAGGGGAGCUCAUCGAUCCUGCCCAGGUACAAAGCUCCUAGAAACCUGUGAGAAAUUGUGUGUGUGGACACUGGAAUAGUCUGUUACAAUGUGAACAGUCUCGAGAAAAUUGUAAAUGUACCUUAACUAUUUUGAAUAGUAGGGAAAAAAAUCAUAUUAUAGGAAAUCUAUUCAAUCAUAUGAAAUUAAUAUUUGUGAACAUUUUACUACUUGUAACAUUUUAUCUGCAUUACAUGACACAUGAGUUUGACGAAAAAAAAAAAAAGGCUUUUCAAUCUGUCAAUAACGCUGCCAAAUUAUACUGUAGAUCUUGAGUCCAUUUUAUAAUUUUUCACUUUUCUUUUUGUAGAUUUUUUUUCUUUUAAUUCGUAUAUUGUGUAGGAUGCCAUUUCAAUCUUUUAUUUUGAGGUGGAUUAGUAAUUGUGAAGUUUUUUGUAAUAUUUUGAUGAUAGGCUCUUGUAAAAACAGAUGUGCAGCUUCUUUGCCACUUAUAUAAUCCGGCUUCUUUACAAUUAUACAUAUUUUCAAAUUUACUAUUCUAAUUAGUCAAGAUAUUUUUUAUCUUUUUACAUCUACUAUCCGUAUACAUAUUCUACUGGCUCAAAAAAUGAACACAUGCAUUUUCCUUGCUUUGGAAAAAAUUGUAUGCUUCAAUUUUAAAUUAUAAUAUAUCAAGAACAAAAACAAAUGCACAAACAUGCAAUUAAGGCUUGCUGAUUUGGGAACACAAUUUAUAAAUUUUUUCUGAAAUCUUUUACACUUCAGUAGUUUAUGAGAAAUUUCUCUACUUUAUAUUUCAUGAAUUUUGAAAAUUAUCUUUUAAUCAGAAAUAUAAAUUGAAAUGCACUUUUAACUCUCUUCAAAUAACUAAUGUAGAGUUGAAUUAAGUCCUAUUAUACAUGUGUGAAAUUUAUGGGAACAAAAGAUAUCUUACUACAGAAUAUGUACAUUGCUUUUAAAGUGUCCAAUUGCUUUUACUUAUUGUAGUUAAAAGAUCUUUGCUUCAAUAGAAAGUGGGGUGGUAUUUUCAUUAUAGUUGGAUGUUACGAACUAUAAUUUUUGAUUCUUCAUUUUUAAUUACAAAAAUAAUUCAGUUUUGUAUGUCAUAUUUGGAAAUUUGCAUUCACUACAUCCAGUACCACCCAUAGGCAAUCUAUGUUAAGACUAGCUAAUUGAAAUCGUUCAGCAUGCAGAUUAGCUUCAUUAACACAUUCAUGUCAUUGAUGUGAUUUGUUUGUAUAUGUAUAAUUUUUUUACGAUCAUUUCCAUAUGUCUCGGUAAAGCUGCAAUAAAACUUGAUUAUAAUUUUUUUCUGAAUAGUAGCCUACCAAUUGCAAGUUUGUUUUGUUGUUAUUCAAAUGCACUUUAAUUUGUUCAGAGAAGAAUCAAAAUUAGAACCUCCGUGACGCGGGUGUGAUAGGUCCGGAAAUCAGUAAACAAUAGAUUUUGUGGGUGAUUAGAACAAACUUCAAUCAUUCCAUGAAUGAUUUCGUAUGAUAACUACUGCAUCACAAAACGUUCUAUGAAAAUUCAUCAGAAGACACUUUGAGUGUUUAUUAGCUUGCAAAUAAAAGAUAUUUCAUUUAAAUUACCAUUGCAGGGAUGUAAUUGCCUCGUUUGAUUUGAAUUAGAGAAAUAAACUCUUUUUUUUUUUCCCCUCACUUUUGAAGUAUAUCUUGGAACUCUGCAAUUCUUUCUUUUUUUUUUCAAAGAUAGAUCGAAUGGUGAAAUUAUGGUCAGUGAUAUUGUCAGCAGAUAAGAGUGAUAUCAUUAGAUGCAAAAGGCAGAGCUGAAAUCGAUUUUGAAAUCUUAUUUCUAUAUUCUUGUUAUUGGUGUGUUAUUCAAAUAUUUUAUAUAUAUAUUGUGAUCUAAAUGUGUUAUUAUGAUAAUUCUACAAAAUGUUUUUUGUUGGUUAAAAAUUGGAUGGGUUUAUUAUUAUUAUUACUUUUUAUUUUUAUGUAGUUUUUGUCUGUGUAAACUUUCAUCUGUCAUUUUUCUUUGUAUUGGAAAAGUAUAUAAAUAUGAUUAGCAUUUGUUUAUGUUUUGGAGGAUUUCCUAGAUAAGUCUCACUCAAACACAGAAUGUAUUUUUAAAAAGAAAAAAAAAAACGAGUCAUCCACUUUUGUGUCCAAAAGUUAUAAGAUGUAUUCUUUGCUCACAGAUGCUGAGGUUGAGAGCCUUGUAUUGUUUUUCUUUGUUAAUACUUUUACAACAAGUUGCAUUUCUGAUGAAUUUUAAUAAAGUGUGUGCACUGAACAGUUAA
Molecule: messenger RNA, 5576 nt
Organism: Argiope bruennichi
Lineage: Eukaryota; Metazoa; Arthropoda; Arachnida; Araneae; Araneidae
Product: sodium/potassium-transporting ATPase subunit alpha-like
Exons: 21
Coding region: 110-3256 (1048 amino acids)
Biological process (GO): proton transmembrane transport; intracellular sodium ion homeostasis; intracellular potassium ion homeostasis
Cellular component (GO): membrane
Molecular function (GO): ATP hydrolysis activity; ATP binding; P-type sodium:potassium-exchanging transporter activity
Source: RefSeq, a predicted model, not a curated record